AUGAAAACUUCGAAGACGCUGAUUUUCAUUAUAGCCAUAUUUCUAAUAAGCCAUUUGUCUCUGAGUAAGAAGAGAAACUCGCAAUUUAAUCAAGUCCAGCAUGAGCACUAUAUCAAGACAUCAGAGUGCCAUAUACCAUAUAUCAAUAAACCAUUGGAAAAUGAAAAAGGAAACAUAAAAAAACAACACACAAUUUGUUCCAAAGAUGAAAGUUUGAUAAACCUUCGUUUCGACGAGAAAUCCCAUCAAUAUUUAUUGUAUGUAAAUGAUCAUGUGGCCCAGCUAAAACUAAGAUCUAUGAAAAAGAAAUCUCCCAACCUGAUUGGAUACAAUUGCAGUUAUCGUGAGCUCAAAAGGUUAAAUCGCGACUAUAUCGUUGAUGCACCUGUUGUCCUUGGCGAGGAAGUUAAAUUUUGGAAUGGCUAUAUUGUUCCCCCUUCUGUGGAGGGGAUGCGUGCAACUUGCCGAAAUGAACUGGCAGAGGAUCUACAAUCAGAUACUUUUGUCUUAGUGCAACCUCCUAAGACAUAUGCACCACUUAUUUCUUGGCACCGCAUACCGAAUGUUUUAUUGAUUGGAUUCGAUGGCAUUUCCCAGAUCAACUUUCGUCGCAACUUUCCCCUUGUAUUCAAUCAAUUAAAAAUGCAGGACUGGUUCAGAAUGGACGGAUACACAGGAAUUGGUGAGAACACCCAGUCCAAUUUAAUGGCUUCACUGACUGGCUACAGUCCUCACACUUUGAUGAAUCUCAAAUGCGAUUCGAGUGUGAUUGGUUGCCUUAAAACUGUUCCGCUGAUAUGGAAGCAUUUCAAAAAGAAGGGUUUUAUAACAGCCUAUGGCGAGGGAAUUUCCAAUUUGUUUGAUUCGGAAAAGUAUGGGAUUUUUGAAGGUACCAUUGACUUUUAUGCUCGUCAUAAGAAUCUUCAAAGUUGCAUUGAUAGGCGAUUUAAUAUCAAGCAUAACUACGACUAUUGUGAGGAAUUUUUAAAACGACAUGCUAACACCAACCGUCCUUUUUUCGGGGUUUUCUUUGGAAACGGAAUAACCAAUAGAUCUUAUGAUAAUGCCAGAAUACAAACUGAACUGUUGGAUAAAGUAAAGAAAUUCAAGAAAAUGGGUAUUCUCACUCAGUCAAUUGUCGUCCUAUUCAGCUAUCCUGUGUCAUCCGUAAAAGAAAAGAAAACGAACUUUUCUCAAGAAGAUUUACCAAUUUUGUAUAUUUGGCUACCACCUUGGUUUAAAGCAUUCCGUCCUGAAAUAGUUCAAGCAUUAAGGAUCAAUAGUAAACGUUUGACUUCACCAUACGAUCUUCAUCUUACACUGCAACACCUCUUGGAACUGGGAGAACGUUGGCCUCGAGCGGUGGACAAGCUGGUGGAUUGCCCCACUUGUCAAACCCUUUUUGCUCCUGUUCCCGAAAAUCGAACCUGUUCAGAUGCUGGCAUAGGAGAAUCCCAAUGUCCAUGUGAUAGCUACAAGCUGCUUAGCUCCAAUCAGAUGAAACAAUUGUCUGUGGGAAAGCAAAUUGUGCGCAGUAUAAAUGAAUUCCUUAACCAUCACAACUUGCAUGAGUUGUGCCAUAAUCUUACACUGAAAUCAGUCAAAAUGGUGUUGCAACGAAAGGAUAGAAAAUUAUCUAGUGGCAGCACCUAUAGAGCAUAUUUCAGUGCCAACCCAAAUAAUGCAGAAUUUUCCACAACUAUCCGCUACGCUAAUAAUCGCCAAGAACUGGAAUAUAUAAAUGUGGAGUCCAUAAACCGAUUGAAUAACUAUCAAAAUGACUCGAGUUGCAUGCGAAGAUUGCGAGGCAGAAAGUUUUGUAUAUGCAAGAGCCAAAUACUAGAAAAUCACAGCACUUCAGAGGUCACAAAAUUAAUACCGAAUAAAAAUAAAAUAGAUGAUAAAUUAUAUGAAUUACCAGACAUGCGAGAAAACGACCAAAACAUUGAAACAUUGAACAUUGAAGUUAUUUCGGUGUAACUAAUGAUAAAUUUAGUUAUCUAACUAUAUACUUUUGGGUUAUAAUCCAAGUGAUUUGAACAAUAUAAGCUUAAAGCACUAGGUGCCAUCCAUAUAUCAACAUUAUUAAAACCAGGGUUAUCUCAAUUUUACCUUCUCAGGUAAACCUUGCUAAAAGCAAUCACAGAUAGUGACACAAUCAGACCCAUAAGUUACUGAGUUAUCCAUUUUACCAUUAUCCGGACAGCUCCCAGUCACUCUUGUUCUCGACUGGAAUGGGACAAUUUCAUUGUUUAAAAAUUUAAUUGUUAUCUACUUCAGCGUGCAUACGUAUGUACAAGCCAAUGCACAAUAUUCACAAUAUGUUUCUACUUUGACUUAUAUACAAUACAUUGACCUAUAAAAUGAGAAUAAUUUCUUAAAUCUACAACCAAUGUAACACCUAGAAGCAAAUAAUGUCAAACCCAUAUUGAAUUCAGCCUGCAUUUACGUUGCAAAACUUUCCACCCUUACAAUAAAAUAAUUGACAGUAGAUAAGAUUAACAGUGCUGUAAAUCCCUAAUUUAUUUGAUAUCUAGAACUCUCAAGUCGCUUAUACUAAGCGGGAUGCGUCAAGAAAUAAUUUUAUCUUUGUUUGCAUGUAGGUGAAAAAUGACAGGUGUCACACAACACUGAAGAACUUUGUCGUCGGACCCCGGAAAAUAAAUCUUAUAUCUUAUAUCUUUAUACAAUGCUAUUAGCUAUGCCAUUAGUUUGCAAAGCGGAAAUGAAAGCACUUAUCUAAUUCUUGGGACUGCGGAAGUUGUGUUGGGUCCCAUAUUAUAUAUCCAAUCAAUAUGUCGAAUCGUCAGAUAAAUUGAUACUUGUGCCCAGGUUGAAAGCCAGAACUUCUGCCUCAUGAUUGGCCGCUUAUCAUUUGAAAGGCUAUGUUUUGUCUACUUAUUAACAUUGUUUACUAAUUCAUUAUGAUAAUGGGCCGUCGGCGACUAUCAGUAUCAGUUCAGAUGAGGACAGGCACUCCCGAGGCACAGUGGCGUAAUUUAAAGUUUUCACUAUUAUAUUUAUAUAAAUUAUAUUGCAGUUU
This is a messenger RNA of Drosophila melanogaster (fruit fly), 3043 nucleotides long. RefSeq lists its product as uncharacterized. The transcript has 2 exons. The coding region runs from base 1 to 1980 and encodes 659 amino acids. Lineage: Eukaryota; Metazoa; Arthropoda; Insecta; Diptera; Drosophilidae. The record is from RefSeq and is marked reviewed.